AUCAAUUUUUUUUAUUUUGUUUCUUUUUAUAUGGGUGUUAUUAUUGUACAUUGUACAUUUGUUUAUGGCCUAACAUUGUUAUUGAAUAUUGUGAAUAUCAUUUUUCAAACAUUUUUUUGGACUGAAGAUUUCGAACCUUAUUAUUUUUUGGAAGAAAAAAUAAUGAAAAAAUCAUCAACUAUCGAUAUCGAUGUGGAUAUCGAUUUAUUUCAAAAUGAUUUAAAACAUAUUGAACAGGAGUUUAUUGGAAAUAUUGUUUCAAUAUUUAAAAUAUCAACAUUAAAUAAAGAUUUUGGUUUUCUAUUUAUAAUCAAUGAUGAUGAUUCAAUUUAUGCUUAUGGUUGUGAAAUAUGCAAAUGGCUAUCGUUACAACAUGAUCCCAAACAACCACAAAAGAUUGAAAUUUUGAAUGAUAAGAAAAUUAUUCAAAUCGAUUCAGGUGAUAAAUUUAUUGUCGUUUUAACUGAUGAUGGACAAGUAUAUCUAGCCAGUAGUGAUGAUUCAGAAUGGCAAACAAAUAAUACUUUUCGAUUAAUAUCUACCGGUGAUGAUCAUUUUGAAAUGAUAGCAUGUGGACAGAAUUAUUUUUUAUUGUUACGAAAAGAUGGUACUGUUUUUGCUUUGGGAGAUAAUGAAUAUGGUCAAUUGACCAACGAUACAAAUUCGUAUGAUAAUCUCGUGGACACUGGUUUAAAAAAUGUCGAAAUAAUAGCUUGUGGUGGUGGCCAUAGUCUAGCUCUCACUGAUACGAAUCAAAUUUAUUCAUGGGGCUGUAAUAAGUAUGGACAAUUAGGUCUAGGUGAUGAAAAUGAUCGAAAUAUACCCACACUGGUUUCAUUUCCCGAUGGUUCGAUUGAUAGUCCAAUCAAAAAUAUUGUGGCCGGUGCAGUACAUUCGUUAUUUGUAUUCGAUAAUGGUCAAAUGUUUGGAUGUGGUCUUGGUCAACAUCCUAUGAAUGAUUCAAAGCAAGAUGCAUCUGUGCCGACAAAAAUUCCAAUCGAAAAUGUACAAAGUGUUGCUUGUAAAAAUUAUCUUGAUUUUUCAUUGAUUAUGGAUCAAUCAUUACAAUAUUAUGUAUGGGGUAAAGUAAAAAAUGAAGAAUCAUUAUUUUUAUCACCACCAAAAAAAUUAUGUGGUCAACCAAAAUCAUUUGCUUCUGCAUCGGCAAUAUCAUGUAGAUCACCAAUCACUUAUGGUUUAACAUCAACAAUUCAUGCAUUCGAAUCGAAUGAUACAAUAUCAUUUAUGGGAUUAUUAGAUAAUCCGGAUAAUUAUGAUGUUGAAUUUAUUAUUGGCGAUAAACGUAUAUUGGCUUUAAAAUUUUAUCUACGAAUGGUAUCCAAAUAUUAUAGUCGAAUGUUUUCAGGUGAAUGGAAAGACAAUAACAAAAUUAUUAUCAAUUCAUUUAGUUAUGAUGCCUAUUAUUCAUAUUUACGUAAGUUACAUAAUGGUCACAUUCGAAUCAAUCUUUCCAAUAUUGUUGAACUUAUUGAUUUGGCAAAUUGUUUUGAGGAUGAACGAUUAAUGAUGCAUUGUCGUACAUUUAUACGAAAUAAUUUGAAUAAGCGAACUUUAUUCAUUUAUCUUCCAUUGAUUGAUAAAUAUGAACUUGAUGAAAUGCAUGCUAAACUUGUUGAAUUAAUUAUCGAUGAUGUUUUACCAAAAAUCAGUAAAAAUUUUUUGGAAAACAAAAAAAAUAUUACAAAAUUUUUAUUAUGGUUUUUUGAGCAAUAAUAAUUUUUUCAGAAACCAAAAAAAUUAUAAAUUUGAAUUUGUUUUUGAUUGUCAUUUGAUAUUCGGUUCGUUAUAUAUGAAUUCAUCUGCUUUCACUCAGCGUGUUAACACAUCAGUUACUUUUUCGAAUUCGAAUGUUUUUUUUUUCAUUUGUGUGUCAUAUUUUGAGCAAUCUUUUGUUUUGUUUUUUUCAAUAAAAGU
Molecule: messenger RNA, 1935 nt
Organism: Dermatophagoides pteronyssinus (European house dust mite)
Lineage: Eukaryota; Metazoa; Arthropoda; Arachnida; Sarcoptiformes; Pyroglyphidae
Product: RCC1 and BTB domain-containing protein 2-like
Molecular function (GO): protein binding
Source: RefSeq, a predicted model, not a curated record